AUGCUUCCCGGGGAGGGCCCCCUCGCCUUCCUCCUUCGGUGCCUCCUGCUCCUCUUCGCCUCCGAGAGCCGAGCCCGGGCUCGGCCAGACAUGUUCUGUGACUUCAACGGCAAGAAGUACAGCCCAGGGGAGAGCUGGCACCCGUACCUGGAGCCCCAGGGGCUGAUGUACUGCAUCCGCUGCAGCUGCUCUGAGAACACCAACAUCAGGUGCUACCGGAUCCAGUGCCCAGCUCUGCCGUGUGCCAGCCCUGUCACGGAUCCCCAGCAGUGCUGCCCACGGUGCCCUGAGCCACGUUCUCCGUCCGGCCUCCGUGCACCCUCCAGGUCCUGCCAGUACAAUGGGACCACGUACCAGCAGGGCGAGAUGUUCAGCACCAGUGAGCUCUUCCCCGGCCGCCAGCCCAACCAGUGUGUGCAGUGCAGCUGCUCCGAAGGCCAGAUUUACUGUGGCUUGGUGACCUGCCCCGAGCUGCUGUGCUCCUCUCCCUUAACUGUGCCAGAUUCCUGCUGCCAGGUCUGCAAAGAUGGCUCCUUUGAGAAGUCCACAGAAGAGGAACCACUGCAGCUAAACAGAGGUGUUAGACACUCACAAGACCAGUGCUUGGGAGAGGUGAUAGGGAGGAAGCCGCCUGGAGCCACUGUGUCCACUGUUCUCAGCUCUUCCCUGGAGUUAAUUCCCAGAAGCUUCAAGCCCAAGGGAACAGGUGGCACCACUGUGAAGAUCGUCUUGAAAGAGAAGCACAAGAAAGCUUGUGUUUACAAUGGGAAGACCUACUCCCAUGGGGAAGUGUGGCAUCCCGUCUUCCGCCUCUACGGCCUCCUGCCCUGUAUCCUCUGCACGUGCAGGGACGGCGUCCAGGACUGCCAGAAGAUCACAUGCCCUAAGGAGUAUCCGUGUGAAUAUCCAGAAAAACUAGAUGGGAAAUGCUGUAAAAUAUGUCCAGACACCAGAGUCAAACCCACGGAUGGAAUCGCCACCCCCCAGUGCGGCAAGAGCCCCAGCCGUGUCCUGGUGUACACGUUCGUGCCGCCACGCUCAGAGGCCUCCAAGGAGAUCCUCAGGACCAUGGCAAUCGAGAAGGAGCUGGCAGAAGAGGUGGAAAUCUAUAACUGGAAGCUGAUUAAAGGAAUAUUCCAUCUGAUCCAGACCAAGAAGAUCAGCAAACAGGAAUUCAAGCAAGAAGCACAAAACUUCAGGCUGAUCACUAGGACAAACGAAGGUCACUGGAACAUCUUCCGAGCCCAGACAUCUGAGCUGAUGACAGAAAGCCCAGAGAAGGAAACAAAGAGCUUGUAAAGCAAAGAACUUUCCUCUAACUAUUGAUUUAUCUACACACAGACACACAUACACAUAUAUAUGAACUCCAGAGCUGCAUUAUUAAAUAGACUGGCACUGCAAUACAGGUUACACUAGUGGAAAUUCCAGCAACUCCAGAGAAUGAUCCCAAUCCAUCGGCAUCGAAGCCACAGCCGUGUA
Messenger RNA from Pseudopodoces humilis (Tibetan ground-tit), 1479 nucleotides. It is a transcript of the gene CHRDL2, whose product is annotated as chordin like 2. Lineage: Eukaryota; Metazoa; Chordata; Aves; Passeriformes; Paridae. The record is from RefSeq and is a predicted model, not a curated record. Gene Ontology annotation, biological process: cell differentiation; negative regulation of BMP signaling pathway. Gene Ontology annotation, molecular function: BMP binding.